UGCAGGAAAGAUCUUUCGUGUAAAAAAUGAAUUAUACGCUAUUGAUGCAUCACGUCGGCCUCUGGAGAUUUCAGCAGCCCGCCUGAACAAGCAUCGUAGCUCUCUACUGCAUUUUUCAAUCUGUGGGACUGAUGAGGACAGGGCACGAAUUGUGAUAACUUGCUUUACUCUUGCAUAUGUAGCUAGUAAUGACUCCAAUGUCAGCCAUCGGCUACACAUUCGAUGCUUUCAUGGUGCUUGUCUUCGUUGUGUUUCUACUACUAGUAGUGUUACGACCAAAGCCGGCCAUUGUUCAGAAAAAGUCCCAGAGUGGGGCGCUUGACUUGAAAAAUGAGCUCUAUGAACCAUUCGAGAGGGAUGAUCAGUACGGCCAACUGGGCGCAAAGCCGCAACCCCUUCUGGAGUACAUGAGGCUGGCAGUGCUCUUGGUUACCGUUGCGCCCAUCAAAUUCGUGAGCGCAUCACUAUGCAUGCUUUCCGUGCAUCUCAUGUGCAGGGCUUCUGUCAUACUGCCCAAGGGAUUGCAGGCUCAGACGGUUGCUUCUCUUGGCAAGGUCUUGUGCCGGCUGUGCCUGUUCUGCUGGGGCUUUGUGAAAUUCACUUGGAUCAUUGUGGAGCCAGGGCAGCUGCCAAAGGGGGUCGAGCCAGCGGCAAUUGUUUCAAACCACAUCAGCUACCUGGACAUCAUUGUGCACUGCGCAAAUUCUUUUCCCUCCUUUGUUGCACGCGGCAACACAAAAGAUCUGCCACUGGUUGGCUUGAUCAGCAAGCACCUGCAGUGCAUUUACGUCAAUCGCGAUUUCAAAAAGGGCAACGUUGCGGGAGUCUCAGGGCAGGUGAAGGACAGGAUGGAGAUGGCAGCUGCUGGACAGCUGCCUGCCUCUACUCGGCCUCUGCUUCUAUUCCCAGAGGGGACGACAACGAAUGGGAAGUGCCUGUUGCCCUUCAAGUCGGGGGCAUUCCUGGCCGGCGCGCCGGUGCAGCCGAUGAUCCUGCGCUAUGGCGAGGACCGUGUCUCGCCGGCCUGGGAGAGUAUUGAACCCCUGUGGCACAGCAUCCUCAUGCUCGCCAACCCCUUCCACAGCGUCACAGCUCGCCAGCUGCCCAUCUACUACCCCAGCGAGGAAGAGAAGGCGGAUCCAAAGCUGUAUGCAGCCAACGUGCGCGAUCUGAUGCUGCGAGAGGGCGGCUUCAAGCCGUCCGAGUCCACGCUGGCAGAGAGCAGGGCCUACAUCGCCUUGAUGGAGGGCAGGAAGCCCCCAGCCAACAGCCUGGCCGGCCAGGCACUGGGCAUUGAGGCCAAUGGAGCGAAGCCCAAUGGCAAGCCUGCCAAAGAUGAUGCAGGCAUUGCCGAUGUGCCCGGGGCCUCUGGUGCGAAGAAGCUUGAGUGAUGUGCAUGCAUCUUGGACACUGUUUGGCAGCUGUGCAAGAAGCAGGGUGGCCGUUCGCAUGUCUUGAGCGAUUGCGACGUUUUGGCACAGCAUUGAUCCACUGAGACACCCAACACAAUUGUUGGGUACAGUAUUCUCCUAUUUAUGUGCUAGCUAUCAUCAUGCAUUGGCUCACAAGCUCCCAGACAUCUGAUGAUGAUCACAUUUUUACAUCCAGGCAGAUUUGGGCCAAAGCCGUAGCCGUGUCAUGGUCGCAAGUUUGCCCUCAGUUUAAAACACAGACUUUGUUGCUGGCCGUAUUAAUUGCAGCGCGCAAGCUGUUAUGUCAAGAGAGGGAAUGGUGUGUCAUUGAGGCUGAUUAGAAUCAGUCCAAGUCCAUGGAAAUGAGACAGGUCAAGGGGAGGAAGGGAUGAGUGUACAUGCUGUAUAAUAUCAGAGUUCCUUCUUGCGCAGCGCCUAAUACUAGUUGGCGGUGCAUAUUUAGGCGUGUCGUGCAUCAAUCUGCAUUUCUGUAGAGAGUUGGAGUGAAGCUGUCUUGAAGAAGAAAUAUAGGCGGCUUUGUCCUAGGGCUGAACGCCCCUACUGAGGCCAGGUACUUUGAAUGAGCUCUCACACAUGUUACAUGAUGUCACAU
Molecule: messenger RNA, 2025 nt
Organism: Coccomyxa subellipsoidea C-169
Lineage: Eukaryota; Viridiplantae; Chlorophyta; Trebouxiophyceae; Coccomyxaceae
Product: glycerol-3-phosphate 1-acyltransferase
Exons: 7
Coding region: 189-1391 (400 amino acids)
Biological process (GO): phospholipid metabolic process
Cellular component (GO): endoplasmic reticulum
Molecular function (GO): lysophosphatidylethanolamine acyltransferase activity
Source: RefSeq, a predicted model, not a curated record